Sclerotinia sclerotiorum 1980 UF-70 is the source of this 1602-nucleotide messenger RNA. RefSeq lists its product as hypothetical. The transcript has a single exon. Lineage: Eukaryota; Fungi; Ascomycota; Leotiomycetes; Helotiales; Sclerotiniaceae. Gene Ontology annotation, molecular function: RNA polymerase II general transcription initiation factor activity. Gene Ontology annotation, cellular component: transcription factor TFIID complex. Bases 1 to 1602 code for a protein of 533 amino acids. Gene Ontology annotation, biological process: transcription initiation at RNA polymerase II promoter; RNA polymerase II preinitiation complex assembly. The record is from RefSeq and is a predicted model, not a curated record.
AUGAGCGGCCCUUUGAAAUUGAAGUUGAGUCUUAAGACAAAUGGAGGAACGAAUCCAUCAUCUGGACCUCCUACACCUAUUCCUACUACACCAUCACUUCUCACACCUGGUGGAUCGAAACCAAAGUUAAAAUUUAGCAGUAAACCUGCGACAUCACCACCUCUUCCAUCCGACCCAUCGCAACCAAAGCCCACCAAAGCAGGACGAGCACCUAAACCGACAAAGAAGCUCACGGAAUCGCGCAAGAGAGUUAAAGAAGAGGAUGAUAGUGGCGAAGAAAGCAUCUCCGUUAUACCACGGAAACCGAACAUUCAAGAUGAACCUGCGAAGAAGAAAGUUAAGAUCAGUCUUAAGCCCAAAACCCCUUCUAUGGGUGGUAUUCCUGGGCUUCCAAUGCCAAAGACACCGGUUAUUAUCAAGGCUAAAAUGAAAGGCAAACCGCCCAAACGACCUCUUGGUGAAGGGUACGAUUCUGAAGCCAGUGAUACGGAGAAAGAUCCAUCCAUUGAAGAGUCAUUUAUUUUUCGAAUGCUUCCCGGUGACGAUUGCGACUAUUUAAGAACCUGUAUUACCGAGAAAAAGAUUGGAGUUAAUCCAAGAGUUGGAGGAGCAGAUAUUCAAAUGAAAUUCUUCCAAGCAGAAGGAAGACGAGCUGCCGUUACUAUUCGUGGAAAUGUUUAUGCAGCUACUCUUGUCGACUUGCCAUGUAUUAUCGAAGGAAUGAAGAGUUGGGAUAAAAGAGGGUGGUGGAAAAGUACUGAUAUCUGUCAAAUGCUUUGGAUUUAUCAAAAAGUUGCAAAUGAAGAUGAGGCUAAGACUUGUCCCUUGCCCUCAAUCAUCGACCCACAGACUUUCCAGUAUCCACAUGGUCUUACCCCUCCUAUGCAUUUAGCACGAAAGAGACGUUUCAGAAAACGUAUUAGCAGGACUGCAAUUGAAGCUGUAGAAGAAGCUGUUGAAAAGCUUCUUGAAGAGGAUCGAAAGGCAGUAUCUUCAGAAUAUAAAGUAAUUUCACCAGAAAGAGAACAAAGUAGCCAAGUGUUCAGUCCAGGAAGUUAUGGUGACGAAGGGGAAGAUCAAUACUCAGAAGAUGAAGAUGCCGAAGGUGAAGCCGACGAUGGUGGUUAUUUCUCUCACAUAAAUGGCGAAGGUCACGUAUCUGGUGAUGAAAUGGGUGGAGAUCUCGAAGCCGACCUCGCAGCAGAAAUGGAAGCCGAAUUAGAAGCAGGAGCAGGUUUUGAGGAUAUAGCCGCAACACCAAUGUCCAUGUCAGGCAUAGCAGCCACACCAAUGCUUCAAGGCGACACACCAGCUCCCAACGAGGAAGACGAUAGCGGCGAUGAAUCUAUUGAAGAUGGUGAAAGUGCGGAUGAAGGAAGUGAAGCAGAUGAUGUUUCGGAUGAUGAAAAAGCUCGAUUGGCUCAACUUCAGGAAUUGAAGGAAGAUAUUGUCGAUUUGGAAAAACAAAUCGAAGCUCUACAGGCUCAAUUGGCGGCUCAGAAUAAUCCAAUUCUUCGUAGGAGAAUCGAAGAUAAAUCGAGGAAACUUAAAUCAGAAUUGGAAAUUAAAAAGUCGAGUAUUGGAGAGGCGGAGGAUGAUUAG